AUGGCUCCAAUCAACAUGCAAACAGCUUCUGAAUUUGAAAUGUCAAAGAUCCUAGAUCAUCGCAUCAUUACUGAUGUAAUAGGGGUUAGGAAAAGAUACGAGUUAAAUGCAAAUAUCCUUGGUAAAUAUACAGAUGUACCAGAAAAACAAUGGAAAAAAUGGGAAGAAAAUCAAAUAGUUUCCUUUGGGGGAGCUACUAGCUUACAGUCAGAUUUGUUCUAUGAUAUGAGAGAUCUUGAUACUAGCAUGAGAGAGUUGAAUGUGAAAUUAGAGAGACAGGAAGAGGAAUUGCAAGCUGAGAGAGAGAGAAGAAAGAAAGCAGAGUUUGCAUUAGAACAAGAAGCCCAACAGAGAAAAUGGUUAGGUGCAAUGCCAGCAGAUAGCAUAUACACAAGAAAACCAUCUGACAGAAAACAAUCAGAAACAAAACAAAACAGAAAAAGCAAAAUACAUGAUACAAAAGACACACAUAUUCACUCAAAAUCAAACAUGUUUGACAACACAUAUGAUGAAAACACAAGAGGUAGGAAAUAUCAUAGAAAAACAAGGUAUCAAUCCUCCUCCUCCUCCUCCUCCUCAUCUUCACUGUCAUCAUCAUCUUCCUCCUCCAGUAGUGACUCUGACUAUGACAGACACCAUCACCGACGCAGACACAGACAAAAAAGUCGCAGUCCAACAUCAAAAUUACAAACAUUUAGUGGUGAUGGAAAAAUCAGUUGGGAUACAUUCAUCACACAAUUUGAAAGGGUAGCUGACAGGCAUGAUUGGGGAAAAAAGAAGCGUACUGACAAAUUGUUAGUAGCUUAG
Molecule: messenger RNA, 807 nt
Organism: Saccostrea echinata
Lineage: Eukaryota; Metazoa; Mollusca; Bivalvia; Ostreida; Ostreidae
Product: protein FAM133-like
Exons: 1
Coding region: 1-807 (268 amino acids)
Source: RefSeq, a predicted model, not a curated record